Molecule: messenger RNA, 851 nt
Organism: Lucilia sericata (common green bottle fly)
Lineage: Eukaryota; Metazoa; Arthropoda; Insecta; Diptera; Calliphoridae
Gene: Dgkepsilon
Product: diacylglycerol kinase epsilon
Exons: 5
Coding region: 33-767 (244 amino acids)
Molecular function (GO): ATP-dependent diacylglycerol kinase activity
Source: RefSeq, a predicted model, not a curated record
UGUAUUUUUAGCCAAUACCCGCAGUUGCCAUAAUGCCCUUGGGCACCGGCAAUGAUCUCUCACGCAUUUUAGGAUGGGGUGCAGAACCACCAUCCACACUAGAUCCGGUAAAAAUCCUAAGAAGUAUUAGAAAAGCACGUUCAAUAAAUCUUGAUCGUUUUGAUUUAAAAAUCGAAAAGCUACACUAUCGUUUACCCAUACAAAGGCAACCCAUUAAAACGGUACAUGUUUACAACUACUUUAGUGUGGGCGUGGAUGCGUUAGUCACUUAUAACUUCCACAAGACCAGAGAGUCAAAGUUUUAUGUCUUAAGUAGUAGGAUAUUUAAUAAGUUAAUAUAUUUCGGUUUUGGCACUCAACAAAUAGUACAACGUGACUGUGAGGGUUUAGAGCAAAAAAUCGAUUUAUAUUUAGAUAAUGAAUUGGUUAAAUUGCCAGAAUUACAAUCGAUUGUCUUCCUAAAUAUUGAUUCAUGGGGUGCUGGUUGUAAAUUGUGUGAACUAAGUAAUGCCGAUGAUUCGGUGAAAAUAAUCAAUUCCAUUUCGGAUAGAACUAUGGAAGUGUUUGGUAUUGUCUCUUCGUUCCAUAUUGCCCAAUUGCAAAUGGGCAUUAGUAAGCCGGUAAGAAUUGGCCAAGCUAAAAAUAUAAAGCUGGUGGUUAAAACUACUUGUCCCAUGCAGGCUGAUGGUGAACCCUGGAUGCAGGCACCGGCUGAUAUGCAUUUACAAGCUAGAAGUCAAGCUCGUAUGCUGAAAUUAGAAACUUAAUACAUAUUUCGUAAACAUUUCAACGUUUAAAACGAUUUUCUUAAUAUCUUAACUUUAAGUCUAAAAACAGGUCCAUUAACUUUU